Messenger RNA from Soboliphyme baturini, 357 nucleotides. NCBI's taxonomy places the organism in Eukaryota, Metazoa, Nematoda, Enoplea, Dioctophymatida, Soboliphymatidae. The record is from the annotation of a GenBank genome assembly.
AUGAUGUCCGGUUUGCUGUGGUGCUGCAACGUUGUUCUGUGUGAACAUUCAGACAGCGGAUCAACUGCUAGAAGCGAAAUGUCGAUUUCAAACUCAAUUCUGACCGAUGACCAAGAGGAAGAGGCAGAGGCAAACGCGGCGGCCAUCAAAAAGGCAGCUAGCAGAAAACCAAGCCUGCAAAGACCCGGUGUGCAAACCCGUGAUUCGGAAUCAAAGAAGCAUAAAAUUGUUCGCCAUAGCAAGCCUGGAACCGUCGCAAGACCACCAGCGUUUAGACCAGUUCAUCCACCAGCCGCAAAACCCCGCAGGGAACAGACAUCUUCAAAGUCAGAACUUGAAAAUAGGAAUUCUGCUUAA